GUUCCUUGCCCAUAAACGCCUAGUUUCGAGACUACGGUACGGUUCGAUAGGCUAACGGGUAUACUUGCCUGUUCCAUAUUGAUAUAUGCAUUUGUAAAUAUAAACCACACAUGACGUCAAGCGUGAUUACCCCUGUAUUCCUCGUUCAUCACGGAAUGCCAGUACAGACACGCAGUGCUACACAUGCCCCUAGCAUGGAUUCCAAUGGGAGUUCCUAUCCUCCUCAAAGGCAAAAGCGAACGAAGAAAAGCGAAAAUGAGGACGCCGCUGCAAGAAACGCAGAAGUAAAGAUGGAACCCGAUGUCGGUGAGAAGCGUGAAGCUCCGGGGUUUGACACGGGGGAAAUGGAAGCGAAAGAGGUCAAGAAGCUGAAGACAGAAGAGGUCGAUACAAAUGAAUAUGCAUUCACCCCAGGGGUAAUCGAACGUGGACAUAUAUACUUCUUCUACCGUCCGAAGGUCCAGCGUGAAGAAGUCUAUUCUAUUGACGAUGUCGGCAAGCUCCAGAUACUUCUUGUCCCUAGUCCACCCUUGGUCAGUGUGCACGGCGAAAGUGAGGCGCAGAAUAAAGACGCCUCCGGUGCAGAUGCGGACGAGAUGAACCUCGUGGCGCAAGGCGCAGACGCUGCGCCUGCACCUGAACCAACGAGGAAGGACAAAAAACACUUCCGCUUGAUCAUCGUCGGCAAGAAGACUCUCCCUGAUCCUGAAUGCAGGAGGCAUGCCCCCAUUUGGGCCACGGUGAUAUCCGUGGGCGAUAAUCUACAUGACCUGGAGGAGCGGCUGGGGGAAAAGACUUAUGAGACGAAGACCCGAGGUACACGUCACACAGGACCUGUUCGCCUCGCAGGCUGUGGUGUGUAUGCGAUCGUCAAUUCACUAGGGAAUGUUCCAUCAAGAAAUGCUACUCAUCUCGGAUAUCACCUUUCACACCCGACUCAGUUAGGAGAUGUUCAGGAAGCACUUGGGAUCCGUAUCGCAUCCUCUUUUGUAAUCCAGGUCAAGAAUCCCAAUGCAGAAGUCCCAGAUGGUCAACGUGUAGGAUUGCCGAAGAGUCGACGUGCAAAAUAUCCAGAAGGCAUCAUGAGACACGUAUUCGGAAAGGGUGAAAAAGGACGUUCGUCGGCAAUUGGACUUCGAUUCACCAGCUGUAACUGUAUUGGACUUCUGGACCACGAAGGCGCUGAAUUGCUUUUCAUCCCGGCUCGUACGGGAACGGAAGGAAAUGAUCAGAGCCUCGGAAAUCGGCGAGGAGCAGCUUUGGCAGAAGUCGGCCGACGCGAAUUAGAGGAGCAAGUCGAACAAAUUUUCAAGGAAUUGACCUUUGACAAGGAUCGCUUCCCGGCAGAGCCUCUCAAAGGGGAGUGGAUCUAACGCGAUCAAUGGUCUUGCAGGAUGCGCGGUGCUCAAGUUCAUAACACGAGUUUUCCUGCAAGGAAUACAAUUGUGGCAAUCAUGGUAUACUAGGUAAUGGAUAAAGUUACAAACGUUCGUACAACUUGUCAUGUCAUGUCUGGUUCUGGUUCAUCACCAUCAUCAUUCACUCGUAUCACUUUAAUCCAUUCACGGUACUUGAAAUUUCCUUGGCGA
Suillus paluster is the source of this 1589-nucleotide messenger RNA. RefSeq lists its product as uncharacterized. The record is from RefSeq and is a predicted model, not a curated record. The coding region runs from base 111 to 1373 and encodes 420 amino acids. NCBI's taxonomy places the organism in Eukaryota, Fungi, Basidiomycota, Agaricomycetes, Boletales, Suillaceae. The transcript has 5 exons.